This is a messenger RNA of Trichoderma harzianum CBS 226.95, 3139 nucleotides long. RefSeq lists its product as hypothetical. Lineage: Eukaryota; Fungi; Ascomycota; Sordariomycetes; Hypocreales; Hypocreaceae. The transcript is spliced from 3 exons. Bases 432 to 2741 code for a protein of 769 amino acids. Gene Ontology annotation, cellular component: nucleus. Gene Ontology annotation, biological process: mismatch repair; DNA double-strand break processing; DNA recombination. Gene Ontology annotation, molecular function: metal ion binding; DNA binding; 5'-3' DNA exonuclease activity. The record is from RefSeq and is a predicted model, not a curated record.
GGCGUGGAUCCGCCCAUUAAAGCCCCCCGGCGCGUCUUGUCUCAGCAGCUACAGAGCCAUAAGCCCGUUAGCCGAGAUGCAACUCGCACCUCAGGCGUGAAUCUUGUCCGCUUCAAUCGCCUCACUUGCUACACCGACAGACGCUUCUCCGCUCCCAAUCCUCCUGCCGACGAGUCCGCUGCCACGACGCGUGAUUCUGCCUUCUUGUAGCCGGACGACUGCCGCCGCAUCGCUCCUUACUGCUCGACGUGCCCUGUCUGUUUGGGCCUCGUGCUCAGCAGUCACCACGUCCAGGGGUCCUCAGUCGAUGUAUGGGCAUAUUGGCUUGUUGCGCGAACCUAGGGAGUGAGAUUGGGGCCAUUUGUAGCGGGAGCCCUUGAAAUUUUGUCGAUUAUUCCUUGGAUUUGGUUAUUUUUGAGUGGGGUAUCAAAAUGGGUGUAUCAGGCCUUCUGCCGCUUCUCAAGUCGAUCCAGAAGCCGACAGAGCUGAAAAAGUUCAAUGGAGAGACUCUGGCCGUAGACGGUUAUGGAUGGCUGCACCGGGCUGCCUAUUCGUGUGCGGUUGAGCUUGGUCAAGGAAAACCUACCAAGAAGUUUAUCAAUGCGGCUCUGCAUAGAGUUAAGAUGCUGAAGCAUUUCGGCGUCACCCCCUACAUGGUAUUUGACGGCGACUUUCUCCCUAGCAAGGCUGCUACCGAGGCCUCUCGUGCUAAAAAGCGAGAGGAAAAACUCAGGCUUGCCAACGAAUAUCUGAAGGCCGGAAAGUCCUCUCAGGCAGCCCAGGAAUUCCAGAAAUGCAUUGACAUCACUCCCGAAAUGGCGUCUGCCCUGAUUCAGCAGCUGAGAAAGAUGGAUAUCCCCUAUGUCGUGGCCCCAUAUGAAGCAGAUGCUCAACUCGUGUACCUUGAGCGCCACGGCUUCGUCGAUGGUAUCAUUUCAGAUGACUCAGAUCUGCUCGUCUUUGGAGCAAAGCGGCUGCUAACCAAGUUGGAUCAAUAUGGAAACUGCAUUGAGAUCAACCGGCGUGACUUCUGUGCCUGCCGUGAGAUUUCUUUGACCGGUUGGAGCGACACUGAGUUUCGACGAAUGGCGAUCAUGAGUGGCUGUGAUUAUCUCAAUGGCCUUCCAGGGGUAGGGCUGAAAACAGCGUACCGGAUGCUGCGAAAAACAAAGUCUCCUGAGCGCAUUGUCCGCUUGCUGCAAUUCGAGGGGAAACGCGUGUCAGAGAACUACCUGACUCUGUUCUACCAGGCGGAGCUCACAUUUUUGCAUCAAUGGGUAUUCUGCCCUACUAAGAAAGAGUUGGUUCAUCUCACAGAGUUGGAUGGGACACGCACAGCGGAGGAAAUGCCCUUUAUUGGAUCUUACGUUGAGCCGGAGAUGGCUCGCAAAAUUGCAAAUGGCGAUGUAAAUCCCAUCACGAAACUACCAAUCACUCUACCGGCUACACCUUCCAAGCGGAGGCAUUCUCAGAGCGCUGCGGCCGCCGAUGCUUCGGGUCGCCCGCUUUCCAAGCCCAUCAAUUCAUACUUCAAGGGACAUGAUCGGAUACCUAUGGCCGAGAUGGACGCCAAUUGUUUUUCGGUCGACCCUCAACGGCUUUCGCAAAUUACAUCCGAGGGCGCCAAUCCACGAGUGUUUCCGUUACCGAGACCUUACAUUCCUGGAUCGCAGCAGUCGGCUGAUGGCACAAAUUUCCCCCAGUUGACGCAACCAGCUCCACGGACCUCGCCUCGUCUGAAUCGACGGCGUACUGAGCCGAUCUCUAGUCUGUUAGCCAGUGUCUCAAACAGUCGCCCACCCCAGGCAGAGGCCUCGAGCAGACCUCCCAAGAAAGCACGUCUGUGUGACGACUCGUUUGAUGCUGACGCAGACGGGUCACCAAAGAAGAGUCGCUUCUUCGCUGCCAAGAAAGCACUCAGAAAGAGCCCACGGAAGGCAAACAGCGACGUAUAUCUGAUGUUAUCAGAUGACUCUCUGGAUGAAGCGCUCAACAAUCUUCCCGAUAUUGAAGGCUGGGCGUCUGGACCGCCAAAGAGAGGCGUUUCGAUAUUUUCUGACAAGCAAAAGGAGCUGCCUCCUAGUCAGCCCGAAAGCAUUAAUCGACAAGACUCUAUUCAGACAGAUACGAAGCAACCUGGCCGUAGUCAACCAGGAAUUACAAGCCAAGAAACAGGGCUCACAUCUCUAGACACCAGCCAGCCAGAAACCCCCGAUGAAACCCCCGAUGAAACCCCCGAGUCUUCGGUCGAUGCUUCUACGCCACUUCCAAAGCUGCCAGAUUCAACGCCUCAAAUCGCUCGCACUCCCCCUCGAGCUCGAACUAGCUUAUCUCGGUUUUCAUAUUCCUCUAAAUCUACGGAUACGCCGGCGUCAACAACGUCACAAUCCUGCUCAGUAUUCAGCGCUGCCUCUACAGCAUCUACCGCGCCCUCCACUGCCCGAGCGAGGCAAACGCCCCUUCAACGCAUGAGAGCGUGGGCGCUCAAAACUCCGUCAUCUCCAACACUGUCCGUGCCGCGAAAAGAUGCCGGCGAGAGCCCGAGCGCCAAAGGACCAAUCGAACCUGAGCGUAUCCCACUCCCCAAGGUAGACUUGAAUGAAAUGGAGGCGCUGAAUAAGCCGUGCGGAAGCGAAGACCAAAUCAUCCCCGAUAGUGACGAGGAAGAGGAGGAGGGAGAGGAAGAGGAGGCCAAGCUUCCUACCAAAAAGCUCAACCUUGCCCGCUUCGCUUAUUCCUAAGGGCGGCGCGUUGUGCUACCACUCGUAAUUCCUUUUAUCUACCUUACCCACCACUUCAUCAGACGAUUUGGAAGUCUGGGGUUUGUGGUUCAAUGUUAAUGUGUUAAUGAUGUUUCAUACACGGGCGUUUGCUUCAGAAACUCAUUGGUUUUGUUGUCGUUUGGGCUUGGGGAGACGAAACGCCUUGGACGUUACGGGACAAUUGGUGUUGGUAUUUUUCUCUGCGUAUUGGAAGCCUAAAUAACUUUGGUCUUUUUGUUAAGAGUUCUGUUGAGGGCAUUGUUGUUUGGCUGGUUUUGCGUCCAUGGAUCAUGACGGCCUUGAUCACAGGAAAUAGUAGAGUAGUAAAGGCAUAGAUAGCUUAGGUAGAUGAAAGAAAUAAAUGUCGUAUGUUCGAG